Molecule: messenger RNA, 579 nt
Organism: Nematocida parisii ERTm1
Lineage: Eukaryota; Fungi; Microsporidia
Product: ubiquitin
Exons: 1
Coding region: 1-231 (76 amino acids)
Biological process (GO): protein neddylation; regulation of proteolysis; modification-dependent protein catabolic process
Cellular component (GO): nucleus; cytoplasm
Molecular function (GO): protein tag activity; ubiquitin protein ligase binding
Source: RefSeq, a predicted model, not a curated record
AUGCACAUAAAGAUAAAAACACUCGAAGGGACUGAAGUACAAUUAGAGGUGGAUAAAGCAAUGAAAGUAAAGCAAGUAAAGGAAUUGCUACAAGAAAAAGAAGCAAUUUCCAUAGAACAGCAAAGACUUAUUUACGGUGGAAAACAGCUUGUAGAUGCAAAUACAAUAGAAACAUACGGAAUACAGAACAAUGACGUACUCCACCUUGUACUUGCACUUAGAGGUGGCUAAAUAUACAUAAAUUUAUGUGUUUCGGGUUAAUUCGGGUUAUCUCCUGUUCUUCCACUGGAAGUAUUGCUGUGAUGCCAUUAAUUCAACUAUUUGCUUAUACUUCAGUGACUCAACAAACUCCUUUGAAUCAAUCAGUAAGUCAAGAAUAUUCAAGCACUGUGGAAAGAAUAAGUAUUUUGCAAAUUCUGGUCUUUUCCAGUAUCUUAAAUAAGACAGGAACUCUCUAAAUUCGGGUUUGUUAAAAUACCCUUGUUGGUAUAAAUACUGAAGAUAUUGCGGAUUGCACAGGCACUGCAUAAAUUCUAAUUCUUCUACAAACCGAGACAUGCACAGAAUAAAAAUAAAACA